Molecule: messenger RNA, 1569 nt
Organism: Aplosporella prunicola CBS 121167
Lineage: Eukaryota; Fungi; Ascomycota; Dothideomycetes; Botryosphaeriales; Aplosporellaceae
Exons: 3
Coding region: 1-1569 (522 amino acids)
Biological process (GO): cellular response to amino acid starvation; positive regulation of TORC1 signaling
Cellular component (GO): Seh1-associated complex; nuclear pore outer ring
Molecular function (GO): protein binding; structural molecule activity
Source: RefSeq, a predicted model, not a curated record
AUGGAUCAUCGCGACUCCAUCCAGGCCCAGCUCGAUGCCGUGACGACGCAGCUCGCCCGCCCGGCCUUUUUGCAAAACCUCACGCCCAGCCGCCUGCCGUCGCAAGCCACCUCUGAGGCUUCUGUGUCGCCGCGGCCUCCCAGCAGCAACGACUGCCGCUCUCUGCUGACCCUGGAGCAUGGCGCCUGCCUGACUGCCCACCCCCACCAUCAUAACUACCACCACGACAAUCCUGCCUACCUAGAGCUGCGCGCCUCGGAAGCCCACGCCCGUCGCGCCUGGUCCACCAUGGCCGCCUCUGCUGCCUUUCAGCCCUUUGACCACGCCCACUCCGACCUCGUCUUGGCCGUCGACUUCAACUUCUUCGGCACCCGCAUGGUCACGGCCUCGUCGGACCACCGCCUCAAGGUCUGGGAUCGCAAGGACGACGCCUGGUCGCUGGUCGACACCUGGAGGGCCCACGAUGCCGAGGUUGUCGAUGUAAAACCUCGCUGUCCCUGCCAUGUGGCUCGCGAGUUCCGUGUUGCUUCUUUUUUUUCGCUGACCACGCGCGGCCAGGUCAAAUGGAACGGCCCGUUCAUGGGUGAGGUCCUCGGCAGCAUCGGCGAGGACGGCCGCUUCAAGCUAUGGCAGGAAGACGUGACGGAAAUCGCAAACUCGGGCCGCCGCUUCAAGCUCAUCUACAACCAGGUCUCCGAGACCAAGGUGCCCUUCAUGUCACUCGACUUCAAGAACAUUAUGCAAGAGACGUGGGUCGCGCUCAUCUCGCGCGACGGCUACCUCACCAUCUACGAACCCAUUGAUCACAGCAACCUGUCCGAAUGGCAAGUCAUGGCCCAGACAUUUGUGCUGCCCACUGCGCCCCCGCGCUCCGACGAGGCCAGCUUCCGUGUCUGCUUCCACCACGAGCAGCUCCCCUGCUGGACGGCCAUCCAAGCCGGACUGGACCGGCGCGCCCUGUCUCUCGCCGUCGUAGCCAUGGACACGGUCAAGGUCUACCGUACGGACAAGCAGCGCCGCUUCUACGUCGCGGCGGAGCUCACAGGCUCGCGCAACAUCUUGCGCGACGUCGCGUGGGCCAAUGGCAGCAUGCGCGGCUCCGACAUCAUCGCCACCGCCAGCAAGGACGGCAUGCUCCGCAUCUACGACCUCUCGACGCCGGAGCCCUCGUUUCCGCUCGGCGGCGGUGCCAGCGGCCCUGGCGGCCCCGGCACCCCUUCUACCGGCGGCGGGCUCGCUGCGCCCUCCGUGCCCCCCGAGCCCGCCGCCUCGCCGCGUGGCCGCGGCGCUAGCAGAAACGCCCCGUCGGGCAUUGGCGCCGGCUUGGCCAGCGCAACGCGUGUGGGUGACGCGGCGCUCGAGAACGAUCAGGACCCUGGCCGCGUCAAGCACGUUGUCAAACUUGCGGCGGAGCUGCAGUCGAACCACGGGGCUGUGUGGCGUGUCACGUUUUCGCAGAUGGGCGACUUGCUUGUCUCGACGGGCGACGACGGCGCCAUUCGCACCUGGAAGAAGGCCAGUGAUAAUCGCUGGCUCGAGUAUGCUGAGAUUGAUGCUACUAAGCAGUAG